Drosophila busckii is the source of this 1740-nucleotide messenger RNA. It is a transcript of the gene Rad17, whose product is annotated as cell cycle checkpoint protein RAD17. The record is from RefSeq and is a predicted model, not a curated record. NCBI's taxonomy places the organism in Eukaryota, Metazoa, Arthropoda, Insecta, Diptera, Drosophilidae. Gene Ontology annotation, biological process: mitotic DNA replication checkpoint signaling; DNA repair; DNA damage checkpoint signaling. The coding region runs from base 174 to 1718 and encodes 514 amino acids. Gene Ontology annotation, molecular function: chromatin binding. The transcript has 4 exons.
GAAUUUCAAAAAUGAUAACUAGGCUGUACAGCUUAUCGAUAACAAGCUCAACCAAAAUAAAGAAAAACGAGCGGCAAUACAAAAACACUAGUCGUACUCUUCGCACGCCAUAUAUGCGUAAACAACUGUCAUUCAAAAUAGCAGAUACGGUCUCAUAAUAAUAAAUAGCUACAAUGAGCGCGAAAAAGAAACCCUGGGUGCGUUCAGCUUUUAGCGAAUUAAAUGCAUCACAAAGCUCAAGCAUUGAUGAAGCGUCGGUGUCGGUGCCUGCAAAGCGCACAAGAUCCGCAAGUACAAAAGCUAGGGCCUCAAAAACUGCUACUGCAACGGCAUCAAAAAUUGUGGACCUUACGGCUGUUGACGAUGUAUGUGAUAAUUCCCCAGCGUGUCCGGUCGUAAGCGACAAUUGGAUGGAAAGUUUCGCACCUAGUGUAAGCGAUGAGCUGGCUGUGCACCCAAAGAAACUAGACGAGCUGCGUGACUGGUUUCGCCACUGCGGUGCUGUGCAGAAGAAAUUUCCGGCACAAAUUUGCCUCCUUACAGGGCCAGCGGGAAGUGGCAAAACUGCUGCGCUUAGAGUACAGGCUAAAGAAUUUGGUUACGAACUGCAGGAAUGGAUUAAUCCCAUUGACUGUGAGGAAAUUUCUACGCUGGGCGAUCAACCAAGUGGCAACUGCUAUGCAACAUCACAAUUGGACGUAUUUAAAAGCUUUCUUUUACGUGCCUCCCGCUAUAAAUCCUUGCUGGCAAUGCAAAGCAAAAGGUUGCUGCUGGUUGAGGAUAUACCAAAUAUACUUUUAAAGGAUGCAACUUCCACAUUCGAAGAACUGUUAAUCGAAUACACCAAAUAUGGAAAAUCUCCUCUGGUUUUUAUAGUAGCCGACAGUAAAUCGCGCAUGCUUAACAUAAGCUAUAAGCUGUUUACGGAUCAACUGAAAACUAAUCUGCGAAUAGAGCAUAUUAGCUUUAAUGCCAUAGCCGUAACUAUUAUGCAAAAGUCCAUGAAGCGCUUUUGCAGUAUUAUGCAGCAGCAACCACACAAAGCCUUAUACAAAGUGCCUUCGCAAAAUGUUGUGGACUCCAUUGUGGUGUGUGCUCAGGGUGACAUACGCAAUGCGCUUAUAAAUCUACAUUUUGGUUCGCUGAUCGGUGCGCCCAGCAUAGCCACUACAAAAUUGAAUAUAAGCACAAGCGCCACAGUGCGGAAACGCAAAGCAACAAACACUUUAAAGUCCAUUGGACGCGAUGAGUCCAUUACCAUGAUGCAUGCGCUGGGUCGUGUGUUUAAUCCCAAAUAUGAAGACAAUCGUUUGCAGCACAAUCCCGAGGAAUUGGCUGAAGCAUUCUAUUCGGAACCCAGAAACUUUGUUAACUUUAUACAUGCCAAUUACCUGCCACAUUUCCGCGACAUUGCCCAUGUCAAUGAUGCAGUCAACGAUAUCGGACUGGCAGAUAUGCUGCUGCAAGAGUACCGCGAUGAUACCCUAGCUUUGGUGGCGCUAAAUACUGCCAUACGCGGCUGCAUGGUAGCCAAUGCUGCCCCUGUAAGCGGUUGGAUGCCAGUGCGCGGUCCCAAACGCUUUAACGUACAGUCAACUACAACAACGUUAACAGAACAGAAUCUACUUGGUGUUUCAAAUAUAUCUAAAGGUCUUUAUGCCAGUGAAUACAGCUCAUUUGUUAAAUGCAUUGCAAAAAAAGUAGGCAAAACCAAUUAAAUGUAGAAAACAUUGAUUUGUU